Schistosoma margrebowiei is the source of this 750-nucleotide messenger RNA. Lineage: Eukaryota; Metazoa; Platyhelminthes; Trematoda; Strigeidida; Schistosomatidae. The record is from the annotation of a GenBank genome assembly.
AGCGAAAUGUACUUUAAGCUCUAAAGAUAACACAAAGGUCUCAUAAAAUCCUUACUAAAAUACUGUAGGUAAUUAUUGAGACUCUUAACAUUUGAAUUUAUUAGUCGGAGUUUAAUUAUAUUCCUAUCAUUAUGAUGUAUAUGGCACAAUUCCUACUAGUGAUCUCGCUGAUUAUAAUUAAUAUAAAUUAUAAUCUGUCUUUGAAUUGCUACUCAUGUUUACUAUGUCCAGAUCCUUUCGAUCCUUCAUCACGACUGGUACACAAUGAUAGUAAUUGUCAAUGGUGUGCAAAACUUGAAGUUCCACAUUAUUUUAAUCCAAUUAGACAAUGUACACCUAAAUGUGAUUUUGAUUAUUUCAGUGAAACAUACCCUAAACUAACUUAUUAUUGUUGUCAAAAUAAUUAUUGUAAUAAAAGUAACAAAAAUUCAAUAAUAAUUCAUCAUAUACUACUAAUAACUAUCAUUAUUAUUUAUUUAUUUCAUUAUUUCUAAAAAAAAAAUUGAUAAAACAAAAACCAAAAAACAAUCAACAGUACAAUGUUCAAAUCAAAAUGUUUUCAUAAGUUUACAAUCUAAAUUUUACAAUGUUAAUCAUGUGAAAAAGAAAAAAAUAAACACUGUGAUUUCUUUAUUUAAAGAUGAGCCAAAAAAAAAAUUUUUUUUUAUUUUCUUUUUCUUUUUUUUUAGGAUUCAUUAAUUUAUUUUGUUUCAGUUUUGGAAAAAUAAUAAAUUCCAUGUUUACUUUUUA